Macrobrachium nipponense is the source of this 1676-nucleotide messenger RNA. RefSeq lists its product as uncharacterized. The transcript is spliced from 8 exons. Lineage: Eukaryota; Metazoa; Arthropoda; Malacostraca; Decapoda; Palaemonidae. The record is from RefSeq and is a predicted model, not a curated record. The coding region runs from base 235 to 1233 and encodes 332 amino acids.
CCAGUAAUAGACGACUUUAAAAAGUAGUCCCUUAGAGGCGUCCAAUCCGUUUCACGUCGCUCGUGCAGUAACUUUUAAGUAGUUUUAAAGGGUCGAAGACGGAUUAAACACAGGAGGAUAGACUGACAUACGCCCUCAGAUGUCCCUGGGAAUGAAUUGGUCGGAGGAGCUUGCGAGGGAAGUGCAAAGAUACUCGUUGAAAAUCAUCAAAUCGACGUCUUCUGUGACGGAGUCAUGCUAUCGUCCAAUUCGCACUGGUUGAGAUGUGCCAUUCCUGUGUUCAUUGCUUCUUACGUUUCACUUGGUGGAAGCGUCCAGGUGUCUAGAGCAAAUACAGAAUGCACGAAACAUCUUUCUGCUACGGGAAUAGACAGCGGAGAUGUCUCCAUCGAUGGAGGAAACGUCACCUUCAAGUAUUACGUGAAGAAGGAUGACCUACUCAGUCCAGAAAACGACCUGUACACACUUCACUGGGACGAGGGCAUCGUGCCUCUCUAUAAGACUCAAGACUUGAGGUUCUCCAAAUUCUUCGAUGUCAAUGAGAGAAAUCAGUCUUUGAAAAUUACUCUCAAGAAAUCUUCUUUGGUGAAGCGGACCUUUUCUAGAAAGUUGAGAGCAGUUGAAUCCAGGCGUGUCUUUGGCGUGUCUUUGGACUCUGCAAAUUGCACGGUCGUCUUACGACAUUAUUUCUUUUGUUUGUCUGAGAAAUCCAACCCAGCUAGCCUCCAAGGAAAUUUUGUUCUGAAGGGCAACGCCACAGAAGCUUGUAAUACCACAGAGUGGACUCGCCCUGCUUCUGAUGGGCGACCAAGAUCGUCGGACCAGCCCAUCCAAGAAGUGUUACUAAAUUUUAGCGAACACACGGACGACUCAACUACAUCUGCACCUAUUACGACAACUGAGGGUGGCGGCGAUGUUGAUGAUAGCCUUCAAAUCACAGUUGGCAUUGUGGGGGGCGUUCUUGCUCUCGUGUUCUUCGUUGGCAUCGGAAUAGGAUUAUAUUACAAUUACAAAAGAGGCGUUAGGCUCGGCUUCUUCCAGCAGCGGCCGAAGGAAGUGAAAACUAUUAGUACUCUGGGGUCCAUUUAUCCAAACAUCGGCAUGAGUGCUUCAGAAAUAAGGGAAAAGGUGCAGGACCCAGAGGACCCAGCCACCAUUUCGCCCUAUCCGAAUUAUGCCUAUGCAAAUCCUGCUGCAACGGAACCAGUUCCUGUGAAUCACAGACUCAUUUAAUUGCAGCAUUUUUUACCACAGUGUUGUGCUCUUGAUGCGGAUGCAGAUGCGGAUGUUUGAUGACCAUACCCUCUUGGAUGCGGAUGUGGAUGUGGAUGCAGAUACUCUGGUAAUCAAAAUAAUUAAGAUAUAUUUAAUUGAUAACGACGAUUUUCAGUCACAUGAUUCACAAUUGUGUGAUGCCACAUUAUAUUUGAUAUCCUAAUUGAAAAUAGAAACAUAAGUGAUACUCAUGCAUGUGGGUGUCUAUACUUUCAUAUGAAUGUACAAACUGUAACAGCGACAUACAAACGUUUUAGUUGGCUUGACUCAAGGUUAUUUCAUGCUCAUUGCAUGUUAAGGGUAACAAAACUCAAAGCCAUUCUUCGCAUUAGAGAGAGAGAGAGAGAGAGAGAGAGAGAGAGAGAGAGAGAGAGAGAGAGAGAGAGAGAGAGAGAGAGAGA